AUGAAGCUCGUCAAUUUUCACGAUUUCCUCGGACGAGUGGGGCGCAAGUUGGAGAUAUAUGGAGGUCAGCGUCCGACCCCAGUAAACCUAAAAAACCUGGUUCAUUUCGGCAAGUUUCGUCUAUUCGAUUUCAUCUCACCUGUCCUGAUUCUAGGAAAGACAGAGCCGGCAUCGAAAUCCUUCGAUUUUUUGAGGACUGAAUUACCCAUUCGGAUGGCACACAUGAUCAAAGAAUGCAAGUUCCUUCCGGAGAGUUUGUUGCAAACACCAUCUGUCCUUAAGGUUGCUGCGAUAUACGAGGAAACUCUUGACAAAGUACUAAAAUAUGCUAAAUGUGAUAGUAAGCGCUCGUCGGUGGUAUCAGAGUUCACGGAUGAUCUCCAGUUGAUUAUCGAACAAAAUGUGAAUGCAGUUGCCCAGUUGGCUGCGGGAUUAAAUGAAAUGAAAAAAGCAGGCGAAUGCUCACUGGAAGAAGCGACGCAGCUACAAUACUUUCUUGACCGUUUCUAUAUCAGCCGCAUCGGAAUUCGGACACUAAUGACACAACACGUGCUACUGUAUGGUCCGGUUUUGCGGGAGAAUGAGUCGUACGUGGGCUGCAUCGACCCAGAGUGCAGUCCACUCCAACUGACCGUCAGUGCCUAUGGUUACGCCCGAAUGUUGUGUCACCGUGUCUAUGGUCGUGCACCUGGAUGUGUGAUCGAACUUUUUGACCGAGUACCGCGAAGCAAGAAACGAGAGCCCCUCUCAUCACUCGGUAUAUCCGUGGAUAAAGAUGGAAAACCAUCUGGGGCGGCAGAACUGUUUACAGAUCAACCUAACUGUGCGGAACUAGAUAUUCGGGGCCCAAAUUUCCGGUUCUGCUAUAUUCCCGGUCACCUGUUUCAUGUGUUGUUCGAGUUGUUGAAGAACUCGAUGCGAGCUGUGGUAGAACAUCGUCAUCAGGAUUCCGAGCUGCCUCGAUUGCAUAUUGUGAUUUGCCAUGGCCGGGAAGAUGUCACAAUAAAAUUAUCGGACCUGGGUGGUGGGAUGCCCGAUAAUGUUGCCAAGCGAGCCUUCGAGUAUACGUUCACCACUGCCUCUCAUUUGUCGCCUAUUCUCGGCGCUACUGACCAUAACCAGCCUCAUGGCUCACGCGGGCCGGACAAUGACCCGGAAUCCGCUACUUUCUCUCCAUUGGCUGGACGGGGUCAUGGUCUUCCACUUAGUCGUCUGUACGCACGUUACCUCAGUGGGGAUUUGAAGCUCGUGUCAAUCGAAAACUUCGGAAGUUCGGCUUUUAUCUAUUUGAGGCGUUUGCCGGAGGAAGCAAAUGAACUCUUGCCUAUAUUCAACAGAACGUCUAAAGCUGUCUACGAGUCCCCAUACACUCUUCAAGAUUGGACUUCUUGCACAAUUCGUCGAAAUCAUGCACCUCAUUUUUCUUCGUGACCCAUAUCUACUUGUUUCCAUUUGUCCAAAGUUCGCGUCUCUUUAUCUUCCUGCUUCAGUCCGUUUUUGUACUGCGUCCACUUUUCAACGUGGACUGAACACAUGCUGCUCCUGUAAAUAUUGAAUUUCGGCAUACGUUUGACCUAUAUUCUCUUUUCCUCUAAUUCUCAUUCUUGAUUAUGAUGUCUCCACUUUACCUGUACAUACAGUGCGCUCAUACGGCCAUCGAUUUAUGACAACAUCGCACUCGUGUUCCUCAUUCGCUACACCGGGUGAAAGCAUCGUCAUCUCUUUCACUGCAUUACAUGCAUGAUACCUGGUCAAUACAUGAAUACUGGUAGGAGAUUGUGUUAUAUCUAUUAUUCAAAAGAUCUCCGCAUUUGAAAACUUCUGUAGAAGCACAGCUCCUUUCAUCAUUGUGAUAAAAACACGCUUCACCGUCGCCGUUUUCGUGCACACAUCCUCCUCUGAUAAGCACUAAUAUCAUUUCAUUGGCUGUUCGACCGCUUUUUGUUGUUCCUUUCCGUUAUUGUGAUACGUUUGGAAACUCUGUUUUCAUGGUGAUUAUCAGUCUUGGUUUACACUCCUCGAGAGAAGCAUUUCUGUUUCGCACACCUAUCUUUUUGGCUUUUGAGUGAACAACUCAACCCUCCAGUUGCACUUUUUAUGAAUGCUUACUAGUUGUUCCUCGUUCGUAGUGGUAGUCGUUUGUGGUUCACUUCUGUGCGCC
Molecule: messenger RNA, 2161 nt
Organism: Opisthorchis viverrini
Lineage: Eukaryota; Metazoa; Platyhelminthes; Trematoda; Opisthorchiida; Opisthorchiidae
Exons: 5
Coding region: 1-1431 (476 amino acids)
Biological process (GO): regulation of glucose metabolic process; protein phosphorylation
Cellular component (GO): mitochondrion
Molecular function (GO): pyruvate dehydrogenase (acetyl-transferring) kinase activity
Source: RefSeq, a predicted model, not a curated record